AUGGUCGAGAUCACAAUUACCGGGUGGACCACGCGGGAUAUCCGGUUCCCCACGUCACUUGACAAAACCGGCUCGGAUGCCAUGAACGUGGCCGGAGACUACUCCGCUGCGUACUGCAUCCUACAAACUGAUUUGACCUAUACCGGCCAUGGCAUGACUUUCACGAUCGGCCGGGGGAAUGACCUUGUCUGCGCAGCCAUCAACCAUCUGGCUGCGCGCAUCCAAGGCCGCACACUCUCCAGCCUUGUCUCCCACUGGGGCCAGACAUGGCGGCACCUUGUCAAUGACAGUCAACUACGUUGGAUCGGUCCGGAAAAGGGCGUCAUCCACUUAGCUCUGGGCGCCGUGGUCAACGCGUUGUGGGACCUAUGGGCCAAGGUGCUGGGCAAGCCAGUGUGGCGGGUUGUGGCCGACAUGACACCCGAGCAGGUGGUCGAUUGCAUUGACUUCCGGUAUAUUACAGAUGCGCUGUCGCCCGAGGAAGCAUUGGAGCUGUUGCGCAAGGCAGAGCCCGGGAAACAGGAACGGAUCCGUGAUGCGGAGAACAACCGCGCUGUGCAGGCUUACACAACCAGCGCGGGCUGGCUGGGGUAUGGGGAGGAGAAAGUACGCGCUCUGUUGCAGGAGACGCUCGCCGCAGGGUAUAAAUACUUCAAGGUCAAGGUUGGCGGUGGCGUGGAGCAGGACCGACGACGGCUAGCUAUUGCUCGAGAAGUUAUCGGGUAUGACAAGGGGAAUGUGCUCAUGGUGGAUGCCAACCAGGUAUGGUCGGUGCCGGAGGCGAUUGAGUACAUGAAACAGCUUGUCGAGUUUAAGCCAUGGUUUAUUGAAGAGCCGACGUCUCCUGAUGACAUUAUGGGUCAUAAAGCGGUGCGAGACGCAUUGAAGCCGUAUGGCAUCGGCGUCGCCACAGGCGAGAUGUGCCAGAAUCGGGUCAUCUUCAAGCAGCUUCUGAUGGCGAGCGCGAUCGAUGUGUGCCAAAUCGAUGCUUGCCGUUUGGGAGGUGUAAACGAGGUUCUUGCAGUGCUGUUGAUGGCAAAGAAAUUCGGAAUUCCCGUCGUGCCACACUCCGGAGGAGUUGGGCUCCCUGAGUACACACAACAUCUCAGCACAAUCGAUUAUGUCGUGGUGAGCGGCAAGCAGUCAUUGCUCGAGUACGUCGACCAUCUGCACGAGCACUUUGUCUACCCAGCCAUCAUCAAGGACGGUUUCUAUCAAACUCCAACAGAGCCAGGGUACAGCGUCGAAAUGAAGCCAGAGAGCAUGGAGCGGUACGAGUAUCCAGGGGGGAGGGUAGCUGGUGGCGGACCGAGGAGGCCAAGAAUAUCCUAG
This is a messenger RNA of Thermochaetoides thermophila DSM 1495, 1332 nucleotides long. RefSeq names its product mandelate racemase/muconate lactonizing enzyme-like protein. The record is from RefSeq and is a predicted model, not a curated record. NCBI's taxonomy places the organism in Eukaryota, Fungi, Ascomycota, Sordariomycetes, Sordariales, Chaetomiaceae. The transcript has 2 exons. Bases 1 to 1332 code for a protein of 443 amino acids. Gene Ontology annotation, biological process: carbohydrate catabolic process; amino acid catabolic process. Gene Ontology annotation, molecular function: L-fuconate dehydratase activity; magnesium ion binding.